UAAGGAUAAAAUGAUACCGUUAGGAAAACUAGUGUUAUUUUGAAGAUUUCAGAAUUUUGAAAGGUGUUUGUCAAAAGAGAUAAACUGUAGGGAUUGAAGUAAAAUAAAUGAAAUGUCAGUGGUCAAAAUGAUAUUUUCACCCUGCUAUUUGACUGGUAGAUGGGAAGUCCUUCCCCUUCUCUAACAAUGGCGUCCUUUAACGCCUCACACUUCUUCCUCCUGAUGUAUUCUUGGCGCCAUGGAAGAGCAAGGCCCGGAUGAGAACCCUAAUCUGCUUCCGCAUGGACAGCCUACGACUCACACCGUUCUCCUUGCCGAGCUCGUGUCGCUUCGGAACUCCUACCGCGACCUCGACUCCAGAUUCGAAGCAGCGGAGGAGUCCAAGUCCGAUCUACAAGAGAAAAACCUUCGACUCUCCCUCGCUCUCGAGGAAGCGUCGGAGGAGCGUGAUUCUCUCCGGAUAAAGCUCAUCGAGGCGGAAGUGUCGACCCGAGAAGAAGACGAAUCGAUUUGGUUAGAAAAUUUGCAACUUUCUCAUGAAAUCGAGAUUUUCAAGGGAAAGUUCAAUGAGAUGAUUAGAGUAAGGAAUAGACAAGAUGCGGUGAUGUGCGAGAUCCUUGAUUCAAUCAGGUAUGCGAGAGAUUGCUUCAGUGAUAUUGGUGGGAGGAUUUGUGCUGAAAUUUUGGGGGAAAUUGAGGGAAAAUCCAAUCUUGACGACGCACUGGAGCUUCACUUGAUGGAGUCUAAAUCAAUUUGUAAGCUGGGAGCUGCUGUAGGAUCGAGGUUUGUGGAAUAUGAUGACCUGAGGAAGAAGGAGAAGAAGGAACUGGAGAACCGAAUUGUGAGCUUAACUGAGGAAAACAGGGACAUUAGUAGCUUGCUAAGAGCAGCUCUUGUGGAGAAGGAGGCGCUUGAGAAGACCCUUAACAAGCAGAAGGAUAGCGGAGAGCAAAAAAUGGGUGCAAUUAUGCAGAUAGCUGGGAGGGGGCUGCAGAAGGUUGGUUUUGGUUUUGUAAUGGGGGUCAUUGCCGGCGAGUCACAUUCUGAUCAGUUGAGCAGUGCUAGUGCUAACUCUGAUAGCAGCGAAUGCGACGAGGAGGUUGUCAGUCUGGCUUCAACUGUUGACAGUAUAAUGAAAAGAUUGCGCCACGAGGUAACUGAGUUGAGGCAAGCCUUGGAAGAGUACAGGUCAGAGAAUGAGCAUUUGCUGUCACUCGUUAACAAACAGGCCGAGAAGAUUGUAGAGGAAGAGCACCACAUUAAAGAUCUGGAAGAACAGGAAAAAAUGAUAACAAAAAAUGUAGAAGAGCUCACAGCAGAGAUAAAGGAGGCAGGAGAAGAGACUGCGAGAUGGAGGGAGGCAUGUGAAUUGGAAGUUGAAGCUGGAAAAGCUGUGAUUUUAGAUCUUGAGAAGGAGGUGGCUUUACUGAAAGAGGAGCUGAAGAGAACAAAGUUAGCCCUGGAUGCUGCAAAUAACAAGCUGCACUUGAAAGAGAAGCUUGCUAAGACGGCGAUGGCUGCUCAAGCUGCCGCAGAAGCAACGUUGCAGCUGGCAGACAAAAGGUCGGCUGGGUUUCGAGAGCGAAUUGAGGAGCUGACGAGGCAGCUAGAAGAAGAAUCCGAGCACAGCGCCAGAAGAGAGAAGAGUGUAGGCAGGAGAAGGGUGAGAUAUGUUUGCUGGCCAUGGCAAGCCUUCAUAUUCUCACCAACUGGUGGAGCUGUUUCACAGAGAAGAGAAAGGAGAAGGAUCAUUUUGCCAGAAAUGGAGUCUAUCUUGCGUUUCAACUAGCAGAAUUUGUUUGAGCCAUGUUUCUGGUUAGUAAUUCUGCCUUACAACUUGUUCUUUAUCAUUCAUGCUUCCCAUGAUAAACUAGGAUGUUGUGAUCAUCAUGUAAAUAUUGGGCAUUGGCUGGCUCUAAUGUGCACAUGAACAACUCUGUUAAAUAUCAUAGUGUGGCCUUGAAUUACAAAAGACUGAAAUUUGAUACAUUCAUGUCAAUUGAGCAAGACUUUAAGAUUUUGUUCCA
Molecule: messenger RNA, 2027 nt
Organism: Zingiber officinale
Lineage: Eukaryota; Viridiplantae; Streptophyta; Magnoliopsida; Zingiberales; Zingiberaceae
Exons: 5
Coding region: 239-1789 (516 amino acids)
Source: RefSeq, a predicted model, not a curated record